AUGUCACGGCUGCGGCGCGUUGCCGGCGUAACCGCGGAAGCUGGAGGAUGUCCGUGCCAAUUCGUCUGCGGGAAGGAGCCGGUGGCAAAAACGCUCGCUGGUUGGUUAGUGGGGAAAUCUGGCUCCGAAGAUUGCCCUUCUGAAGAACACGUUGCUCUAGCCGCUCUGUCGUUGCCCCACCUCUCCAGCACCAGCUUGCGCGUUGUCGACUCACUACCAGCAAAUUACUGUCCGCGCAAAUCCAUAACAGCAAAGACCGAUUCUACAAGUCGACAGAACCUGUCCAAACGCUCAGCCCAUGCGCCACCACCCUCUCUACCGCCAUAUCACUUUACUUUCCUCCUCUACAAUCGCCGACUCCCCUCGUAA
Molecule: messenger RNA, 369 nt
Organism: Mycena indigotica
Lineage: Eukaryota; Fungi; Basidiomycota; Agaricomycetes; Agaricales; Mycenaceae
Exons: 3
Coding region: 1-369 (122 amino acids)
Source: RefSeq, a predicted model, not a curated record